GCGGCGGCGGGGCUUGGCGGGCGGCGGAGGCGAGCGUGGCGGUGGGCGAUGCGGGCGGCGGCGAGCGCCGUGGUGUGGACGGCGGUGGUGCAGCUGGCGUCGAUCGCGGGGCUGUGGAGGCCGCGGGUGCUCGCCGACUGCGGCGGCGGAGGGGGCGCCGCGGGGCUCGCCGCGCUCGCCGGCGAGGACCGCGUCGCGGCGAGGCUGUCGCCGCCGGCGCUCGUGCCGAGGAGAAUCUAUAAGAGCAAUGGCUAUUUACUAGUUACUUGCAAUGGAGGACUUAAUCAAAUGCGAGCUGGGAUUUGUGAUAUGGUCACUAUAGCUCGCUAUUUGAAUCUAACAUUAGUGGUCCCUGAACUGGAUAAAAGAUCUUUUUGGGCUGAUCCAAGUGAUUUUGGAGAUAUAUUUGACGUCAGUCACUUCAUUAAUUCGUUAAGAGACGAGCUGAUGAUUGUUAAGGAACUUCCUAUGAAACUCCAGCUAAAAACUAAGAGAAGACUUUACUCAAUGCCACCUGUGAGCUGGUCCAAUGAGACAUACUAUCUAAAGAGGGUAUUACAUCUUGCAAGGAAGCACAAAGUAAUCCACUUCAAUAAAACAGACGCCCGCCUUGCAAACAAUGGUCUUCCUCUCCAGCUCCAAAGGUUGCGUUGUCGUGUCAACUUUGAAGCUUUGAGAUUCACCCCACAGAUUGAGGCCCUUGGCCGUAAACUUAUCUCCAUCCUUCGGAAAAAUGGGCAGUUUGUUGUUCUUCACUUACGGUACGAAAUGGAUAUGCUUUCGUUUUCGGGCUGCACACAUGGCUGUUCUGAUGAAGAAACUCAAGAGCUCACUAGAAUGAGAUAUGCUUAUCCAUGGUGGAAAGAAAAGGAGAUUGAUUCUGAGGUUAAGAGGUUUCAGGGACUUUGCCCCCUCACACCUGAGGAAAUUACUCUCGUGCUUAAGGCUCUAGGAUUUACAAAGGAUACACUGAUUUAUAUAGCCUCUGGUGAAAUAUAUGGAGGUGAAAAGCGGUUGGCAGCUUUGAAGGCUGCAUAUCCUAGAUUGGUAAGGAAGGAGAAACUUUUGUCUCCUGAUGAACUGCAGCCAUUCCAGAACCAUUCAACCCAGAUGGCAGCACUGGACUACAUGGUUUCAAUUGCAAGCGAUGUUUUCAUCCCCAGCUAUGAUGGGAAUAUGGCAAGGGUCGUUGAGGGUCAUCGCAGGUACACGGGCUUCCGCAAGACCAUCGUAUUGGACAGGAUGAAACUUGUUGAACUUUUGGAUAAUUUCCAAGGAGGGGCAAUGUCCUGGAAUGAAUUCUCUGCUGCUGUGAAGGAGGCACACCAGCAUCGCAUGGGCCAGCCAAUGGACAGAAAGGUCAUCCCUGGCCGGCCCAAGGAAGAGGACUAUUUCUACGCUAAUCCCCAGGAAUGCCUUGGUGCCAAGGAGGAAUUAAGAGAUAUUUUAUGAUAGUUCAUUCUGGGAGCAUGGCCGAUGAAUAUUGGUUCCUUCAGCGUCGUCCAUAGUUGACGCUGGCACUUUUUGUACAGCUGACCAGAGUUCUCCCUUCAUACCGAGCAUUUACUUCAGGUACAGGCUAGUUGACAUGUCAAAUGUUUAUAACUGGAUCUUCUCACAGAAAUAAAACUGAAAAGAAGCUCAAGAUCUGCAGGUUCAGACUUUUGGAGAAAAGAUGAGCAUCCAAUCUGCUCUUUUCUCCCAUCAGUUAUGCUCUUGUAAUUCUUUAUUAGUAGGUCAGGUUUUCCAUUUCAUUCCAUUCUUCGGCUUCUUAUUUUUCAUUGUUUAGGGGCAGUGUAACACUCUUGACUCUGAUCAUACUGAUGUAGAAGUUCAGUGUCCUCAAAAGUGUUCCCCCAAACUUCUCUGAGGAGUUUCCUCAAAGUCUUUUGUAUUUCUCACCAAAACCAUUAGAAAUUUUCAGUUCAUACGGAAAUUUCCUGCAAAAAUGUAACUUUUUUCCCUGAAAGAUCAAGAUAUGCAGAUCAUUCUGUUUCUUUCCACCAACUGAUUCACUUGGAAGCA
Molecule: messenger RNA, 2025 nt
Organism: Oryza brachyantha (malo sina)
Lineage: Eukaryota; Viridiplantae; Streptophyta; Magnoliopsida; Poales; Poaceae
Product: rhamnogalacturonan I rhamnosyltransferase 1-like
Exons: 8
Cellular component (GO): cytoplasm
Source: RefSeq, a predicted model, not a curated record